Molecule: messenger RNA, 2304 nt
Organism: Botrytis fragariae
Lineage: Eukaryota; Fungi; Ascomycota; Leotiomycetes; Helotiales; Sclerotiniaceae
Product: putative fad binding domain protein
Exons: 6
Coding region: 1-2304 (767 amino acids)
Molecular function (GO): monooxygenase activity; FAD binding
Source: RefSeq, a predicted model, not a curated record
AUGCCCCUCAAGAUCACCAUCGUAGGAGCUGGCAUUGGUGGCUUAACUGCGGCAAUUGCUUUGAGAGAUCAGGGUCAUGAAGUUACUAUUUUCGAACAAUCCCAGUUUGCCUCGGAAUAUGGGGCUGCGAUUCAUAUUCAGCCAAAUUCGAAUGGAAUUUUAAGAAGAUUGGGGGUAUUUCUGGAGGAGAGUGGCGCGAAUUCUUUGAAUUGGAUGACAGAGUACACAUCAUCUGGUUCAUUGAACCGAACUAUGGAUCUAAUCGAGGCAGACAAGCAAUGGCAUCAUCCCUGGUUCCUAGCCCACCGCGUGCAACUUCACUCCCAUCUUAAAUCCAAAGCCCUCGAAUCAUCUCCCCCACACCCUCCCAUUACCCUGAUCACCUCCCACAAAGUAACUACUCUCGAUCCCACCACAUCUACCGUGUAUUUCUCAAACGGUACAUCUUGCACCAGUGAUUUGAUCAUCGGCGCAGACGGCGUCCACAGCCUCACUCGCUCUUUUGUGCAACUCUCAGAAUGCAAAAUCUCUCCUUUCGCGUGUGGAAAAAGCGCCUAUCGUUUUCUUCUCUCCCGUUCCUCCGUUCUUUCUAACCCCAAAACCGCAAAAUAUAUGCAGAAAGACGGGGAAUUGAUCAUGUGGUUUGGGACCGAUCGGCGCGUGAUAAUCUAUCCAACUUCUUCUAAUUCCUUACUUAAUUUCGUUUGUUUACAUCCUGAUGCAUUGUCUGAAAAUACGGAUAACGGAGAAGGAUGGGGAAAGGGAGGUGAUAAGGAGAAUUUGUUGAGGAUUUAUGAGGGUUGGGAUGAAGAUAUGUUGGAACUGUUGAGAAUGGCUCCUCUGUCCGAUACCUCUGAUGCGAAUACAACCGGCGCCCUCAAAGUCUGGCGUCUUCUUGACAUGCAACCACUUCCCACAUUCACAAAGGAAAAGCUUGUAUUGCUAGGCGACGCAGCACAUCCGUAUCUGCCACAUCAAGGUCAAGGGGCCGGCAGUGCUAUUGAAGAUGCUGCUGCUUUAGCAGUGGUUCUCCCGGGCGAUGUGAGAAAAGAAGAUAUUCAAGAACGGUUGAAAUUGUACGAGGAAAUCAGAAUGGGGAGAGCUCAUCGGAUUCAGGAAUUUUCGAGGAUUUUAGGGAGAGAUCCUGUGGAGGGAGAUGAUGUUAUCAUUGACAUUCGCCAAUUCGUGAACCACAACUUGCAGCAUGACGAAUGGGAUAAUUCUACCCACGAACUCAGGAAAUGGAUGUGGAAACGCAAUCCUGAGCUGUCUGCUUACUAUUUGAGGCCCGCUAGUUUCGGACCCCUCCCCUCUCCCGGUCUUACUCAUCAACAUACAACCAAACAGGCCUCGUCAGGAUCUGGAACUCCGUCCAUUUCAAGUUCCCACCUCGAUUCAACCCUCUCGAAAACCACAGCAACACUAACCUUCACCACCUCACGCACUCUCCUCCAGAAUUUCUUCCCCAUCGAUUCCAACAAAUUUCGCAUCAUCCACCUCGGAUGUAUCUCAACCGCUUCUUGGCGCUGGACUCGCUGGGUAUUCAACACCCCAGAAACAUCCAAAGACGAGAACAUAGAUGCCCCUUCAGAAACAUACGAACAACUAUGGUUUUGCAUCGAGGAUGUGGAGUACACUACAGACGAAGGAAAAACUCUGCGAGGAACAUUCGUACCGAUGGUUUUUGAAACUACUUCUCUGCAUAGAUCUAUGACGCAAGUUAUCAAGAGUGACGGUGAGGAAGAAGAAGAUUUGGAGAUAAGUACACAUGAAAUCCGUGUUUACAGUCGAGAGACGGGCCAGAAGAUUGGGAAUUUGAGGCUGGAAAAUUUGGUGGAAGGGUUGGAAGAAAAGGAGCAUGGAGAUCAAACCAAUGACGAAGAAGAAAAAGGUUUCUUGUCGUGGAGAUACGAAGAGGGCUUUCCUCCCGCAAAUCUCCACCCCACAACUUCAACUCCACCACAAGGAAAAAUCCACUACGUGCCCUCUCCUUCUCCUCUCGACUCCUCAUCACACACCUCUACCUUCUUAUCAACCUCCACUUCCACUUCUACUUCCCCAACCUCAUCCUUCAGAAUCGCAAACAACCACCAAAAGAAUCAGAAUGCCUCCCACACCUCGCCCGAAGCCAGGCGCCUCUCAUCGAGUCCGGUAUUGACACCCCGUCAGCUGCAUCAUGACGAUGAUGAAGAGAAAGAGAAAGAGGCGAAAGAAAUCAUAGAGCGUAUGAUUGAGAGAUUGGGAGAGGUAUCUUGCUAUGGGAUUGUGGGCGCGAGGAUGGAGGUUGGGGAGACGGGUGUUUGA